This is a messenger RNA of Alternaria ethzedia, 594 nucleotides long. RefSeq lists its product as uncharacterized. Gene Ontology annotation, molecular function: 3'-5'-RNA exonuclease activity; nucleic acid binding. The record is from RefSeq and is a predicted model, not a curated record. Bases 1 to 594 code for a protein of 197 amino acids. The transcript has 2 exons. Gene Ontology annotation, cellular component: mitochondrion. Lineage: Eukaryota; Fungi; Ascomycota; Dothideomycetes; Pleosporales; Pleosporaceae.
AUGGCGACAGUCUCUAAAGCCCCUCUGGUCUGGAUAGACUGUGAGAUGACCGGCCUGAACACUGACAAUGACACCAUCAUGUCUCUCGCCGCAUUCGUCACUGAUGCAGACCUCAACAUCCUUGACGAAACUGGCUAUGAAGCCGUAAUACAUCACGACAAGGAGCAGCUCGAUAUUAUGGGCGAAUGGUGUACUAGCCAUCACGGUCAGUCGGGUCUGACUCAAGCCUGCAUCGAUUCCACCACCACUGCCGAAGAAGCAGCAGAAGGGCUACUUGCCUACAUCAAGAAAUUCGUACCUGAACGCCGCACUGCUUUGCUUUCUGGGAGCUCUGUACACGCCGACAAGUCUUUCCUCGUCAAGCAGCCCUACAAGGUUGUCACCGACUACCUUCAUUACCGGAUCAUGGACGUCAGCAGCAUCAAGGAGGCUGCUCGUAGAUGGGCACCCAAAGCUACUUUGAAGAAGAUACCACGAAAGAAGAUGUUGCAUGAAGCACGUGCAGACAUUCUGGAGAGCAUUGAGGAGGCGAGGUACUAUCGUGAAGCGUUCUUUCUGCCACCAGUGAGCACAAAAGAAUCGCCACAAGAAUGA